This is a messenger RNA of Arachis stenosperma, 7254 nucleotides long. Its product is annotated as disease resistance protein TAO1-like. The transcript is spliced from 8 exons. Gene Ontology annotation, biological process: signal transduction; defense response. The record is from RefSeq and is a predicted model, not a curated record. Lineage: Eukaryota; Viridiplantae; Streptophyta; Magnoliopsida; Fabales; Fabaceae. Bases 219 to 4862 code for a protein of 1547 amino acids. Gene Ontology annotation, molecular function: ATP hydrolysis activity; ADP binding.
AUCGCAUUCCCAAGUCCGAACCGUGUCAUAGUGAGUAGUGACUACUAUCAUUGACUUGAUUUGCUUCACAAAGAAGGUAUCAGGUCCCGGUUUACUUCUUCUCUAACUUCCUACGAACUGACAAAACAUCUUCCAGCCUCCUCCAUAACUCCAUAAGCCUCCUAAGCCUCAGCUUGUAUAUGUUUGAGUCAGAGCAUCACCUUUAACCAGUCGCUGCUAUGUCUUCCCAAAACCAAGAAUAUGAUGCGUACAUUAGUUCCGGAUUGCAGUUCCUUCAUCCUUUUAUUUCAGGUCUCUAUGAUGCACUCAAAAGUGUUGGACUGCAUGUUUUAGCAGACCGCACCGAGCCCAAGACUAAUAAACUUUUAUUAUCUGGCGCAAUCGAACGAUGCAGAGUUUCUAUCAUAGUUUUCACAAUAGCUUAUGCUGAAUCAACCUUGCACUUGCAAGAACUCGUGAAAAUAAUGGAGUGUCAUCGGAGGAAAGAUCAGAAGGUUGUGCCCGUGUUCUAUUGCUUAGAUCCCUCCCAAGUAUGCAACCUGAGCGGCUAUUUUGGGGAGAUUUUGUCGCGGACUCUGCAAGGAAUCUCGAGUGAUGAAAAUAGGAUGUUGAGUUAUGAGACCGCCCUUCGACAAGCUGCUUCCAUUUUACCCAGGUUUCUUCCAGAUAUCUGGAAAAACAGAAAUGUUGAGAGCCAUAUAGUUGGACGUGUUACAUCCUUGAUAGAUUCAACGAAAUUAUUCAUUGCAAAGCAUCUGGUGGGAGUAGAGUCUCGUGUGCAAGAUUUGAUUCAACUCUUAAACAAUCAGAAAGCAGAUGGUGUCCCCAUAAUAGCAAUAUGGGGAAUGGCGGGAAUAGGUAAAACUACAAUUGCCAAAGCCCUCUACAAUCAAAUUAGCCACAAUUUCGAGGUGAGGACAUUUGUCCCACACAUCCAGGAUAGCGUGGCGGAUUAUACAAGGAGGCGGCUUCAUUUCAUUUUGAGAGACCCAGAUGAAACACAAGCGCAUAACUUUGACUCAACAAGAAAGUUAUGGUGCGAAGGACUUCGUUGCUUAAAGGUACUUCUUAUAGUUGAUAAUGUGAGAAGUGACCUGGAGCUGGGGUUUUUGCCAGUAACUCGUGAAAUUUUUGGUCCAGGGAGUAUAAUAAUCAUCACGACAAGAACUAAACAUGAUCGACUUCAUGAGAUUGGAGUUAAUCAUAUAUAUAGAGUGAAAGAAAUGGACUACAAUGAAUGUGUUGAGCUUUUUAGUUGGAGCGCAUUCAACAAAGCCACUCCUGAAAGAAGUUUUUCUGGUCUUAUUAAUAAAGCAAUUGAAUAUUCUGAUGGACUGCCACUGGCUCUUGUGGGUGUUGGCUCUGCUGUAUCUGAAAAAAGUAUAGAAGAGUGGGAGAAUGUUUUGGACAGCUUCAAAAGAUUACCCUUUCAAGAUGUAUGGCAGGUUUUAAAAGAAAACAUAGAUUCUGUUGGAUCUGAAGAAAAGAAAAUAUUUCUUGAACUAGCUUAUUUGAGUCAUCUCUUUAUUGGAGUGGACCGAAAUGAUAUAUGUCAGAUAUUACAAGGAGCUGGACAUCACGAUGCAUCGAGGGCAAUUAAAGGGAUUGAAGAGCAUAGUCUUGUGUGGUUUGACAAGGACAAGCUUUGCAUGAAUCGUUUGCUACAAGACAUCGGAAGAGAAAUGUAUAUGAAGGAAUCAUCGAUUGAACCUCAGCAAAGGCCAUAUGAUGUAUUCUUGAGCUUUCGAGGUAAAGAAACUCGCUCAAAGUUCAUCUCACAUCUUUAUGCAUCUCUUGAAAAUGCGGGUAUCUAUGUUUUCAAGGAUGAAAACGGGCUAGCAAGAGGGGAAAAUCUCUCAAUCUCGCUUCUGAAAGCAAUUGGAGAGUCUAAAACUUCGAUCAUUAUUCUGUCACCGAAUUAUGCAUUUUCAAGAUGGUGUUUGCAAGAGUUGGAAGACAUCAUGAUAUGUUGUAAAAACAAAACUCAAAAGGUGCUGCCAGUAUUCUACCAUAUAGAUCCCUCGGAAGUGCGAAAUCAGACUGGUAAGUUUGGACAAGCUUUUGAUAAUCUUAUGAGAAGAUACCCGGAUAAAAUAAAAGGCAAGGAGCAGAGUUGGAGGAAAGCACUCCGUGAAGUUGGGUGCAUUGCAGGGUUUGUCAUCCGAAAAUCCAAGAAUGAAAGUGAGGAUAUUAAGAACAUUGUUGAACAAGUUACUCAUAUGCUGGAAAUGAAGGAAUUGUUCGUUGCUAAUCAUCCCGUAGGUGUUGAAUCUCGUGUUGAAGAGGUGAUUCAACUAUUAAAAGACCAGCAACAAGAAAAUCCUCUACUACUUGGUAUAUGGGGCAUGGGAGGGAGUGGUAAAACAACCAUUGCCAAAGCGGUUUAUAAUAAAAUUUUCCGUGAGUUUGAAGGUCGGUGUUUCCUCCUAAAUAUAAGAGAAGUUUGGGAUCAAGAUAAUGGAAUUCUUCAUUUACAACAACAACUUCUUUCUGCUAUCUACAAGACAACGAAAAUAAAGAUUGAAAACACUGAAUCUGGAAAAUCAAUAUUAGAGAGAAGACUUGGCCAGAAAAGGAUACUUCUUGUACUUGAUGAUGUGGACAAAUUGGAGCAGCUAAAUUCUUUAGCUGCAAGCCGUAAAUGGUUCUGUCCCGGUAGCAUAAUAAUCAUCACAACAAGAGACGAGCAUCUUCUACGUUGUCUUAGAAUUGACAAGUUAUAUAGUAUGAAAGAGUUAAAUGACAAAGAAUCCAUUGAACUUUUUAGCUGGCAUGCAUUCAAAGAACCGUGUCCAAAAGAGGAGUUCGCUUCACUUGCUAAUGAAGUUGUUUCAUAUUGUGAGAGAUUGCCACUGGCUCUUGAGGUAAUUGGGUCACAUCUGUUUAAUAGGAAAGUAUAUGAAUGGAGGAGUGUUUUGAAUAAACUCAAAACUAUUCCAAACAAUGAUGUACAGAAGAAGCUUAAAAUAAGUUUUGAUGGUCUGAGUGAUGACAGGGAUAGAGAAAUAUUUCUUGAUGUAGCAUUUUUCUUUAUUGGAAUGGAUAAAAAUGAUGUAAUUGAUAUAUUAAAUGGCUGCGGGCAUUCAGCUGAAAUUGGAAUGAAUGUUCUUAUGGAACGAUGCCUUAUUACUGUGGACACUAAGGGAAAACUUGGCAUGCAUGGUUUGCUGCGAGACAUGGGAAGAGAAAUUAUUCGCGAGAGUUUGCCAAUGAAACCUGAGGAACGCAGUAGGUUGUGGAAUCCAGAUGAAGUGCUUAAUGUAUUAUCAAAAGACAUGGGAACAAAAGGUAUUGAGGGACUUGCUUUGAACCUGCCAAAGUCAUUGAAUCCAACUAAGUUAAAGACAGAAGCAUUUAAGGAGAUGAAGAGACUGAGAUUGCUUCAGUUUGCAAAUGUGCAACUUGUUGGAGACUUUAAAUACCUUUCAACAGAUCUUCGAUGGUUGUGCUGGCAUGAAUGUCCUCCAGAAUAUACAACUGCGAACUUUUAUCAAGGAAAUUUAGUUGCCAUUGACUUCAAAUAUAGCAAACUCGACCUAGUAUGGAAGAAGGGUCAGAUGAUGAAGAAUCUAAAAAUUCUCAAUCUUAGUCAUUCUCAACACUUGACACAAACUCCUGACUUUUCAAAUAUGCCCAAUCUUGAAAAGUUAAUACUCAAAUAUUGCCUAAAGUUGACUUCGGUUUCUCAUACCAUUGAGCAUCUCAAGCAAGUUCUUCUAAUCAAUUUGAAAGGGUGUUCGGGGCUUCGUGUACUUCCAAGAAGCAUCUACAAGUUGAAAUCUCUCAAAACUCUCAUUCUAUCAGGAUGUUCAUUGAUUGAUAAGUUAGAAGAAGACAUAGAACAAAUGGAAUCAUUAACAACUUUGAUGGCAGAUAAAACUGCCAUAACACAAGUGCCUCAUGCACUACUAAGAUUAAAGAGCAUUGUGUAUAUUUCUUUGUGUGACUUUGAAGGAUUAUCGCGCAAUGUGUUUCCUUCAAUCAUUUGGUCUUGGACCUCUCCAACAAAUAAUUUCUCACGCCAAGUGCAAACACUUCUGGACUUGUCAAAUCUUGUUUCCUUAAUAGUCCCAAAUAGAAAUUCUCAAGGCCUAUCCUCCAUUAUCAGAGAGCUUCCACAGGUUCAGAAUGUUAGGAUGGAGUGUAGCUCACAACUCCAAAUAACGGGAGAUGUAGUUUCAGAUACUUGUAAUGUCACAAACUGCAAUGAAAUGAUAGUAUCAUCAUGUGCAUCAUCAGUUGGUUGUUGCAGUGAAGGUGAUGUUACUGAAUCAGAAAAUUCCUUGAAUUCAAUUUUAAUCCAAAUGGGAAUGAAUUGUUCUGUCACAAAGGUACUCAGAGAGAAUAUUUUGCAGAAUUUUAAUGCCAGAGUACCUGGAGAAUGUCUGCUUCCUGGCAAUAAGAAUCCUGAUUGGUUAACAUUCAGUGGAGAAGGUUCUUCUGUAAUUUUCGAUGUCCCUCAUGUGAAUGGAUGCAAGUUAAAAACAAUGAUGUUGUGUGUCUCCUACUCUUCAUCUCCAAGCAUCAAAGCAUCUGAAGGCCAUAUUAUUAAAAAUCUGUUUAUCAUAAAUCUCACAAAGACCACUCAUUAUCUCUACAAUGGAGAUACAUUGGCUUCACUUAGAGAAGAGGAAUGGCAUAAAGUGAUUUCAAACCUUGAAGCUGGAGACAAAGUACAGAUUGUUGUUGUAGCUAGGUUAGGAAUCAUAGUGAAGAAGAUAGUAGUUUAUCUCAUAUAUGGUGAACCAAUUGAUAUUGUUUGUGGUGAUGAUAUGGUAGCAGAUGGAAAUGUCACUGUUCAUGGUGGAGAUGAAAAAAAAAAUUUGAAGUCACUUGGAAAACGAAAACUCCAGAGAGUAUGAUCACCAAAGAGUAUUGUGUGACUUGUCAAUUUGAGUUGAAACUGUGGGUAAGUGUAGGCUAAGAAAGGUAAGAUUUAAUUUGUUGCCUAGAUCUAAUUAUAAGUUUUCCUUCUAACCUCAGAUAUCAUUUUUCAAAAAACUUCUGCACAUACUUUUCCCCGAACAAUGGUUCAAUGCACGAUACUCUUAAAGGUUUUAGUAAAAUUUUAUGCUUAUUGAUUUCUAUUAAAUCUAUAUCAUUAAAUGGUUUUAAUUUAUCAGGCACCAAGUUAAUAAUUCAUGUAAGUCAUUCACUUUUUCUGGUACCCAACUUUACACAAACUGUUUAUGUAAUGUGAAAUUGAUGACAGGGAUGUAAGUAUUGGCUCCAGAGAGGAUGCAACAAGAGGUGCACAUGACUUUUAGAAUGCUAUUAAGUAGUAGAAUACAUUUUAAUGAUGGAAUCAAAAGAUCUUAUUCAAGCCAUGUCUGAUUUAUAAUCUAAACUUUUCCACCUAAGAAGAUUGAGUUCUACAUACGAAAUGAGUAUAAAGGAGAUUGUGCAUAUCUAUGUAUAGCAUUUUACUAUUCAUAUUUAGAUUAUGAUCCGAGGCUCUAUAAAUAAUGUAUAUAGUUCAAAAACCAUAGCAAAAAAUAAAUAAAUAAAUAAAACAUAAAAAAAGAUAAAAAAAAAACAUUUUCUUCUUGGUUGAAAAAGCUCUAAUUAGUCCCUGUAAACUUAUAAUAUAUGAAUGAAUCAUUUUAGUUGACAAAUUGUGAAUCUUGAGCCAAAUUAGUUCUCACUAAAGGUAAUAUGAUGGAAAACAUUUGAACCUUUGAAGUACUAAUAAUUUAACCUAUAGUUGACAAUGUCACCUGCUUAAAAUUAAAAUUACAUUAAUCAGCUCUUUCUGUUGGUAUUUCUUUUUUUAGGUGUACAACAAAUUAAAAAAAGAAAUUGAUAGAUAUAUAAUCUAUCUUAAGUCUUGUGAUACCAAAUAUGUUGCACCUGAUGCUCAGGCUCUAACCAUCUUAUAUAGCCCCUCUGCUGUUUUAAUGCAUCAUUUGCCAUCCAGCCAGUUAAAUAGUUAACACUUAGCUGCAUCUCCCAGUUCCUCUGAUUAAUCUCAUGAUGGAAUUGGAACCCAUCUGGCUCUUUCUGGUGCCUUGAAAGAUCCCAUUUUCAUAAUAGUUGUUCUCACCUUAUCUUUAGAAACAUUUUUAAGAAGAUUUCUACAACCAAUUGGAGGGAGUUGCUGCUCUGCCAAGACUUGUAAAUCAAUCGGUUCAAUUGAUGAGAAUAAUUGUUGGAAGAAAAGAUUGGCUUCUCUCCCUAAGUCUUCAGAUUCAGUAGACCUGGAUCCAUCUUCAAGAAGUAAAAACCAUGAUGAGAAACCGAUACUGCUUGGAACCACUUCAAUGUUGCCAUAAAUGCUCUCUUACUUGAGGGAUUGGAUUUCCAUUACCGGUUGGACAUAACCACUUCAAUGGAACGGAAUCAAAUUCAACAAUAAUUGCUUGAAAAAAAGAACCAAUGAAGUGGACAGCGAGCUUAGUUGCAGAAACCAAAUUCCACACUUUUUGGAACAAACUAUGGGUUUCUAAAACCAUAAAUAUAGACGAUUUAUAUCUCCUAAUUAGCUCUUUAUUGGAAUGAGAGAUAAAUUCAUCAAACUUCUACUUUUUUUGUUCCAAAAUGGUUUGCCCCAUUGUCUCCUUGUUGACCUUGUUAUCCUGAUGUCCAUGUUCUCAUUGCUGCUAUGUUUGGCUUCAUCAAAUUGGUCGCUUUUAGCAUUGUCGAUGCCUCCAUUUGCAUAAAUAGCCAGGUCAACAAAAUCAUCACCUUCCCAAUUGUGUCACAAUCCAAAAUGAGACAUGACCAAAAUAAUCUGAUAACAAGACCAACAAACUCAAAUAUAAGUUGAAUAAAGUUACAAAUAUUUUACAAAUUUUAAAAUAAAUAAUUAUACAUUUUUAACAAAAAUUAAGAUAAUUAAGAAUGGUUGGAUCCUGUCUGGAACGUAUAGAGCAUAUAACAUCUAGAAACUUCACAAAAAUUAUUUUUGGUUAUUUUGUUAAUUUUAUUUAUUCUAAUUUUUGAGUUGCUGGUUGCUGAUUUUUCUAAUUCUCAGUUGUUGAUAAUGCUAUGGUAUAGUGCUUCACUACAUUAUUUAUGUUGGAAUUUUUCUGAUUCUGAAUUGUUUAUGCUAUGAUUCUGAUUCUGAAUUGUUUAUGCUGAUUUUUCUGAUUUGUUAAUUCUGGUUGUUGAUGUUAUUGUGCCAUGGUAUGCUUCACUCCAUUGUUUAUGCUGGAAUUUUUUAAAUUCUGAGUUGCUUAUACUGAUUUUUUUAAUCUAGAGUUGUUAAUUUUUGUUGUUGAUUUUUUUUAUUCUGUUAUUAUUUUUUUAUAAUUU